CCAAGAAGGAGGUCCGCAAAACCUUCUCCGACAGGCCUGACAUGAAGCUGUCCCGCCGCUUGAAGAGACAGGUUCGCUUGGAGGAGAGAGGACUGGAGGAUCUAGCAAGACGGGACAGAAUUCUAAAUGCAAGUACAAGGAGGACCUCUGCAUCUUCAUCCACCACAUCUUCUACAAAUGCACGUACAAAGCACGUCGUAUUCGACGACGAUGACGACGACUUGCUGCCAGGUGGUGCAGGGUGUCUAGAGGCCGACCCUUCAGUGUUUGGCGAAAAGACGCUGAAAGUCCGUCAAGCAGAGAUUCGGUCCGCCGUUGAUGCUGGCACACUCGCUAAGAGUUUCGACCUCGAACUGCCCUUCGGUCCGUAUUGUACCUCAUAUACCCCUAACGGUCGGCACAUGGUGCUUGCCGGUAUGAACGGAGGCCACGUUUCCUUGCUGGACACGCAGAGCUUGCAGAGUCUGUGCGAAUUGAAGUUGCGGGAGAGCGUUCGAUGCGUUGCGGCCUUGCACAACGACAACAUUUUCGCAGUCUCUCAAAAGAGGUGCGCCUACAUGUACGACCGGAACGGAGUGGAGAUCCACAAAUUGAAAGACCACGCCAUGAUCCAUCAAAUGUUAUGAAAAAAACAACUAGUUAUCAGUUUAGAGUUAUUUCAACUGUUCUUCUUUUGUUUCAAGUUGAGGCUUAGGCUCUGCGAGUUCUUUUGUUUAAUGAAAUAUCCUGUCUUUGGUCUUCCUCGGUUCCUCAACACUAGUUAUCUAUCAGUUCAGAGUUAAUGAACUUUAAUUUUAGAGUAGACAGUGUAGUUCUUCCCUUCUCUAAUCCAUGAGUACCUCCGUUACCAUUACUUGCUGUGCACGGGUUCUGAAUACGGGGAUAUGCGUUUCUUGGAUGUCACCAGUGGGACCGUGGUUUCCCAUCUGAAGACGAAAAAGGGUCCUCUGCAUUGCAUGCGGCAGAACAAGCGCACUGCCGUGAUGCAUGCUGGACACACGAACGGUGUGGUCUCCUUGUGGACGCCGAAUAUGAAGGAGCCCUGCUUGAAAAUGUUGGCCCACAAGGGUGCAGUGCAGUGCUUGGACAUGCACGGGGAAAACUUUUUGGUGUCCUCCGGAGCCGACGGCAAGUGGAAGAUCUUCGACAUGCGCAGGCCAGCAGAGCCUGUGCUGUCGCAGAACUACUACAACAAUCCGGUUCUCUCCAUCGACGUCUCGCAGACGGGAUUGUUAGCUCUAGGCACAGCGAAAAAAGUCGAAAUUUACGGUUCCAACGUGUGGAACGCGAACCCCUCUUUGUUCACACACUACAAUGCUACGAUCGAGAAGAUGAAUAGCAACAGCAGGAGCAGCAUGAAGAUCAGUCAAAGUGUUGACUUCUCGUCCGAGAUCAAUGCUCGUACUAGCGUGCUCUUACCGGACAAUGGCGUGACCGUAACUCGCGGUAAGCUGACGAAAUCGGAGAAGGCACAGAAUCGCGCUCUGGCAGAGCGGGGUGCGCAACCGAUUUUGUCAAAACGCGGCUUUUCUGUGGAAGCUUACAUGCGACAAGAUUUCCACGGCUCAGGUUCCGAUGUCCACCAGGUCCGUUUUCAGCCGUUCCAGGACGUGCUUUCGGUCGGCACCCGCAAAGGCUUGUCGCAGUUGCUGAUCCCUGGUGCAGGCACUGCGCAAUUCGACUCGCAAGCCUGCAACCCGUACGAAACCAAGCGACAGAAGCGGGAAGCCGAGGUGCAUGGUUUGAUGGAAAAACUUCCGUGGGACAUGAUCGUGUACAAUCCGCAGUUCUUCCAUGCAGGCGCAAAGAGCCAGGUGGGCUCAUUCAAAGCAGGAGGCGGUCCGGGUGCGAAGAUGAAAAAGCAGUCGGAUGGAGAUGCCAAGAGCGGCAAGGUUGUCAGCGUAGAGAGCAAGCAGAAAGCAAACAACAAGCAAGGAGGAGACGCUCUCGGCAAUGAUUCCGACGAUGACAAUGAUUCCGACAGCGAGUUUAGGCAGACAGGCAUUAGGAUGACGCGAGGAAAGAAAAAGAUGCGAGGAAAGAACAAAGUCGGAAAACGGCUGAAGAAGAAAGAGGUGGGAAAAGCCGCGGAAAGAAAUGCCGAUCCCAACUUAUCGCUCACAGCGCGGAAACGGAAGGAAGGCCCAGCCAAACCUCUAGACCGCACUGCGGAUGUCGAGGCAGAUGGGGCGUUGGCACGCUUCAAGAAUAAGAAGAGACGCAUGAUGGAACUCUCUUGAAGGAGACAAAAUCCUAGGAGCAAGAGCUAGAAACAGAAGGAACAUUCUAGUUCUACUUUGAGAAAUAUAUUGAUCUUCAUUCAGUUGGAUCCUUAAUCAUGAUCUUCUGUGAUGUCCACCAGGUUGUGGGAAACGAUCGACACAUUAAAACGCUGGCGUUAACAGUGUGACGCCACCUUUUCAGAUUUCCACUCCGACUCAACUAAUUACCCUGCAUUAUAUUUUUUUUGAUUUUCCUUUGCUCCUGCCACUGCCAGC
This is a messenger RNA of Amoebophrya sp. A25, 2498 nucleotides long. NCBI's taxonomy places the organism in Eukaryota, Dinophyceae, Syndiniales, Amoebophryaceae. The record is from the annotation of a GenBank genome assembly.